UCUGUGUAUAGUCUAUGGUGAUUAAUCGAAUACGGACGUAUAGUGUCUUGCCGUGGUUGCAUCGAAAUCUCUGAAAAUAAUAUUCGUGGUUUGGUUUAUUUUCUGCGAGGGAAAUCGUACUCUCUGUUGACGCAUAGUCAGAUAACUAACAAAUAUGUCUCACACUAUUCUAUUGGUACAACCUGGCCCCAUGCCACACACAAGGACGUACUCCGAUUAUGAAAGCGUCAAUGAAUGUAUGGAAGGAGUCUGCAAAAUCUACGAGGAACAUCUCAAGAAGCGAAAUCCCAAUACACCUACAAUAACCUACGACAUAAGUCAAUUAUUCGACUUCGUGGACCGAUUGACCGACUUGUCUUGUUUGGUCUAUCAGAAAUCGACGAACACCUACGCUCCUUACAAUAAGGAUUGGAUCAAAGAAAAGAUAUACGACCUUCUUAGACGAGCAGCUUCUGGGAGAAAUGAACUAUCUCAAGAUAAAUAAAUCACCCAUCGCAAGAUGAGUUAACAUUAAGUACACUACUGUUUAUAAUAUUAACAAAUAAGAGAGGAGUUCAAUAUUUUUCUUCAACUUGGCCCUCCACUUUAAUUUACACAUAACAUAUGCUUCUUUAACGCCAUGGAUAAUAACUCUAAUCGUAAGAUUGCCUCCUAAAAAUUCUAUCGCCCGAUACGAGAAGGUUUGCAGUCGAGUAAAUUUUUUUCUUUCCAAACGGACUUACCUACAACAAAGAUCUUCAAAAAUCACUUCCUUAGCAUAAAACAAUAAUUUUCUUUUAGACUUUCAAUGUCUUACAAAAUCGGGAAUUCUCAUUUGAACGAUUAUGGGCAUUCAAUUUUGAAACCAAAUUUAGUUUAAUAUUAAAUUAACUGUUUUCCUAGAUUGUUUCACUCACUAUUGCAUAGUUGCUACGCUACAUUAGCAAUAAGAGAUCACUCUUUAUUUGUAUUUACGUACGACAUAUUGGUAAUAUAAUGUAAGAAAAAAAACAUUGUGUAACAAUUAUGCCUUCGUUCGAUAAACAAAAUGGUGUUUUUUUAGAACGAUCAUAUAUACAGAGAUGAGAUGGGAGAUUGCUCACGGGCAGGGUCGCGCGAUUGUGUCCCGUGCUGCACCCUGUGUGUUGAGGCGGGCGGCUAACGUACACUACUGGACAUGAAUGCUUUCUGAUCACACCUUAGCGGCACCAUGUCUGUAGGGAAAGCAUUCAUGUCCCCCCCCAGUGUACUUGCCACCUGUUACACCUCAGUGGCAGCGCAACUCAUUUCGACCAUAAAUGAGUUACCCUUAUAUAUCGCGCUCCAGCUCCCGGAUUGGGCGAUAAUUGUUUUAUAAACAUAAAAGAUUUAUAUUCACCUAAUAAGUCUUGAGACGACUACACUACGAUCUACGGGGAUUCUACGAAGAGCUAUCAAUAAUACAUACCGAGUACACUCACCGUGUACGUUAAAAAUAAUAGACUAUAUUCAUAUAAUCUUUUUGUUCAUACAUAUUUUGGCCUCUAUAAUCGUGCGUAAGUAACAUCAUUGAACUGUGACAGUAAUCGUUAAUGAUAAAUAAACUAUAACAUUUAUAACAUCGGUGAAAACAGAGGCGCGCCUCGCAGUAUCGAUUCAUUGUCUCGAUUACUCUUUUGGCGAAAUUCCGACGAUUUGACUCUCCGUCGCGGAAAUUCUAGCUGCGGAGGAAACGUUGCGGGAUCGAGCAACGAAACGCGAGACCGACUCAUCUCUUGAUCGGGUUUACACGAAGGAAUACGUCUCCGAUGCACUGUCAAUGUUACGCAAUUGACAGCGACACUCGGAUCACAGACUGACCUUUGGCAGAUAAUUAAUUCACCGGUUAAAAUUUUAGCUUAGACGCAGGCUUUCUUACAACCAUCAGAUUCCAGUAACGAUGGAAAUUCAGGUCCACUUAAAAUCAGGAUAAGAGAGUAAAAAUCCUGAAACCAGGGACUCUCCUUAUUGUAAAGUAUACCCUUUCCUAUGGCUAUUAUUUAACAAGUGUUUGACACUUCUUAGCUGUUCUAAUGUAACAUUUCAGCUGCUUAUUCGUGAGAGAAAUGGAUAACGAGUACCUAUGGAGAGAGCAGCACAGAUCUACUCCUUAUCGUUACGAAACAAUUAUUCCUUCCUGCCACUGCAAAUAAGAGUUUAUAAGGUAUAUCUUUUGUUUAACUUCUUGAUACGAAGCACAAGUGAGAUAUGUAUGUAAAGAAAAGAAGAGAAGCGGUUAUAUUAAUUAAAACGAGUGCCAGAAUGCAAUCAAGGGUGAUGUACAUUAGACUUUCAACGAACGUGGCAUAUAUCCGUUUAAAAGAGUGACCAUUCGAUGCCUUAUAAACCAACAUUAACCGCAUUACAAUGUAAUGACACCCAACCGCACUCUUGUGCAACAAUAAUUAAUCCGAAGUCUCACCCUAACAUUUAUUGAUCUUCCCUUCGAGUGUGAAUCAUCGGUGUACUUUUAUUUAUAAUAUACUUCCCUUAUCUACACGAGCAAAUCGAAUAGAGAUUCUUUGUGUCUAGCUCUAGGUAUCAGGUAAAUAUCUUUACAGUAAUCCGUAAAGCUAAGCGAUUUACGCGUCAAUUUAAAAUUACAAAUAUGAACCUAGGUGCACCGUAUAUGUAAGUCAGAGGUGUCGCGACGAUACACGUCCAAAGUGAUCUUAUGUUAUCGAGUUACAAUAUCGCUUUGAAAAAAUUAACGUUACACGUGAAUACAAAUUGUACCGUUUGUACUGAACACAUCUUCUAGAAACGAAGGAGUCCUCUCACGACGAACACACAGAGUGAGCUUAACAGUCCGAUCAGAGUGCUAAUGUAAAAUUAGCAUUACAGAGUCAUAUUCGUAUAGUCGACCUUCCUUUACAAUUAACCUACAAACACAUGCGAAGAGAAGUGCGUGUACCAUGAAGUAGCAUAAGAAACUCCCACCCUAUGGGCUUAUUGGAAAAUUCUAACCUUGUUUCCUCGCCAAGUUAAUCGAUGGCUAACUUACGAGUUACUUUUAUAUGACAGUGGGAGUUUAUUAUAAUACUUCACGGCGUGUACCCAUACUUUGGUUCCUUGUUACAUCACAUAGUAUUCGGGGAUCCUUCAUUGACUUGUCUAUUUAUUUAUUUUUUUCUUUGUAAUCAGUUUAUCACUUUACGUCAAUUUUCCACCUGUAGACGAAUCGAAUGCGCAAACUCCGCGAGCAAUCGUAUGUAGAGUACUAAAUGCGAUAUAUCACGUCAAAAAGGAUGACAAAUUGAGAUUUUUCAAUGAAUGAGAAUUUUUCGAACACUAGUGGCACUUGUCGUGUAUGUUGUACAAGUUAUGUUGAUCAACGAGGAUCGUUGGCAAGUCAGUUAACCUCUUUUCGACCGGCACUCAAUUUCUCACCCUCCCACCUCUCUUUACUUCCGUUAUCCGUAACCCUCCGCCUUUACAAUUUAAAUUUCGAACAGCUUAAAAAUAGUGAUAAUAUAGUUGUAAAAAAAUGUACACUCAACUAGACCACCGUUUGGUACAAACUUUACAGGUUUAAAAUACAGCCUUCUCGCGACGGUCCCCCGCAAAGAUUCGUAUAUAAAAGUUCUUUGUAGCGGGCCUCAGCACUCACAAUUUCCCCUAAACAUUUGUUUUCUGUACAUCGGUGUGCAAAGAGAUCCUCAUCCACAGUAACAUAGCCCAACGCAUUCGUUUUCCCUCGAUCGAAUUAAAACACACUGUAUCAUAACCUAGUAAAGUGGUACGAAAGUAGCAUCUAAGGAGUCCGUCAUUUGCACAAAUUUUCUGCAAGCCAGGUGUACCAAAUCGUUUGAAAUUUUACCACUUGAAUGUGUAGGCUCUAAGGAAGGUCCCAACACCCAUGAAAUUGCAUGAUUUAUAUGAAUUAAAAAACUGAUUAAAUAAAUUAACACCCCUUAGAUGCUACCUUCACAUCCCUUUAACUGCGAUGAGUUGAUCCGUCAUUUGAACGACUAACUAUCGUUAACUCGUCUUUCUAAAUGUAUGAUUCACCCAGGGUACAUAUUUUGUUCGAAAAUGUCCCAGGCAAUGAGUUAACCGUGUCCAUUGACAUGCAUACAAAUUUUUAAACACUCUCACGAUAAGCUGCCCCCCCUUUUUUGUCUAUUCUCCAUUUUAAAGUGUCAAUGUCGCACUAGAGCACCUCGCCGAGACUUUCUAUCAUCGAAAGCUUUCAAGUUUACCUCCUAACGCGCUUGCCUGAUUAUUGUAUAUAAUUAUAUAUAAUUAAUUAAAGUGCGCCGUGCUUUCAGCACGAAUCGCAAACCCCUGUAACGAACUGAGUUCCAAAUGCGUUAAAAUUUACGUUAGACUAAUUGCACGUCAAAAGAUGCGUUUAGAAGUGAUUAUUCCCUAAGUGGACUAACUAAGGAGCCUCGCUAACGAACUCACGAAAAUAUCCACAGUCUGGAUAUAAAUAUAAAUACUUUUAUAUAAAUUCAACAUCAUAGCGUGGUAUAUAUGUAUACAUAUAUAUAUAAUAUAUAUAUAAUUUGUAUAGUAGACAUAGGAAUUAAUUAUAACUAAAUUAGUUAGACUAUCGAUAAGAGACCAGCACUGAUUGUACACCACGUAACGUCAAUUUAAAGCAAGCAAAGGCAUUUGGCAAAUUAAACAAACGGCAUUAUAAUUUAUAGCCUCGUGUAAUAGUAACUUAAUGGUACAAAAAAAUAUCGAUUCGCUGGAUUAAUUUAUCUUGAAUGAGGUUACUUAAGGAAAAUUUCUCUCUAUUAAACACAUAUAUAGUCAUUAAGAUCUACGAUGGACCUUAAUGUAUGACUAUAAUUAAAUUAAUUUCGGUGUUUGCUAAGGAAAAAUGUUCGUCAAGUUAUCUCGUCCAGGUAUAAUGAGCAUUAAUUCAAUGUGAAUAAAGAUCUUAUUAAAACA
Molecule: messenger RNA, 4902 nt
Organism: Orussus abietinus
Lineage: Eukaryota; Metazoa; Arthropoda; Insecta; Hymenoptera; Orussidae
Gene: e(r)
Product: enhancer of rudimentary homolog
Exons: 3
Coding region: 155-484 (109 amino acids)
Source: RefSeq, a predicted model, not a curated record